UAUCAAUUCUAUAGAUUCUGAUAGUCCUUGCUUAACUUCCACAAAUUUACAUACUAGGGUAUUACAUGGUCGGGAGGCACAUCAGUUAUAAAACAUUACAUUACUCGUUAACCUUGUAGCUGGUGUAACACCAACAAAAACAUGCAAUUUUUACCUUAUUUGCGAUUCAAAUUUGAUUCAAUUUUAGGGCAAUAUGGAAAGCACAUAUUAUUAGGUAGUUAGGUAAUUACAUAUGUAUUACCUAAUAAUAGAGUUCAAACUCAAACCACGUCAUUCACUAUGAAUUUUACAGGACACAAAGUUGUGCGAGUUAGUGGUUAAACGAUUUAGAUAAUUUGGUAUUACAAAAGAACCGACGUUUCCUAAUACUUAAAUUGGAUUAACUAGGAACUCAUAGACAUCUGUGGAAAAGCUGGAUAAAUAUACAUAUAGAUAUUUCACGUAGAGUCGCUUCAGUCACAUAUAAGAGUACUCUUGUAACUGUUAGAAUAUACGAAAUACUUCCAAAGUAUUUUAUGGUAAUUUGUUUUUAACUUCACCCCUAACUCCGGAAAUGUUUUCAUCCUUACUUUAUAACUUGCUUGAACUAAUGGCGAAAGCUACCAGCUCUGUGGGUGCUUUCAGUGCCCAUUUCAACCGGAAGGGUAGGUUUGUGUAUUCCACUGAAAAAUCAAGGGAAAAAUUCUACACGACAAUUUACGUCAUGUCCGGAUACGUGGCGUUCCUUUGGAUUCAAACGUUCAGACUGUGGAUGUACCAAGGAGGGGAAAGAAAUGUUCAUUUCCACGCAGCCUAUGGGUUCAGUUGUGCCUUAUUCUUAAUUCUGGGAUUGUUGUUUACUCUGUUGGUCAAUCACGAUAAUGCUAUCGGUGUAUCGAACCACAUUUUGCAAUAUUUCCCAUAUUUUCAAAGUAAGUCUUAAACACUAAACUGAUUAGCAUAUUUUAUAGCAAUGAUAUUUUUUUGUAAAAAUUAUAAUGAAACGUACAUAUAAUUAUUUAUCUGUAAUUUGAAUAGGGUCAUGGAUCCCAUAUUCUAAGGCACUGAGGAAGUACACGGUCAUUAUGGACGUAAUGGUUGUCCUGGAAGUCAGCGCAAUUUUAAUUCUGCCCUUAUCAUCUACAAUCUUCUAUAUCAACUCCCCCGAUAACCCGACACAUCCACGACACAUCAUUCCAAAUAUUGUUGGAUUACGGGAUAACGUUUUGAUGAUAUCAGUCUCCCUGAUUUUUCUUACAUGGACGGCUUGUGUAGCGUGGUACGCGGUCAUGUUAUUCAUUGUGGUUGGAACGGUAUACUUGGUGCCAGUCAUGAUUGUGAUGCGGGAAUUAAACAUGAAUGCGGCGACCCAAUUGGCAAUCCCAGCCCUACGUAGGCCUAACCAGCUGGCCAGGGAGUUCACCGCGGUACGUCUACUCCACAAGGAAGUGAUGCAGACGGCCGGCUUAGUGGUGGGAUUUAUUCAUGGGACUGUUUCACAUCUUUGCUUAUUUUGCAAUUUUGCAUUACUAAAAAAUUGGAAUACAAUGGACUCAAAUACAACGAUCCUGCUGACGGUUUGGUCUGCCUUGAUGCAAGUAGUUUGGACGAUUUUGCUCGAAGUGGCCGGUAGAUUUCAUAAGUAUUCGAUCAAGACGAUCAAAUCUUGGAAGCUGUUACCUUUCAGGGAUAAGAGGGAGGCGAAAACCUUUGGAAAAUGGAAGAAGGCGCAGAAACCAUUAAUCAUCGGGAAAGAAGGGUUCAUCACGUUGAGGAGGAUAAGCGUUGUCAAGUUCUUAAUGUCAAUCAUUAAAGGGACUUUUCGUGCACUUUUGACGCUGGGAAGAAGGAAAGAAUAAAUUUCUAUAUUUCUUCCUUCACGCAUUUUUGCAAUAUCAUAUAUGCACUCUAAGCAAAGUGGUAAUGAAUUUAGUGAAAUUCAUUACAGGUCGGAAUGUAUAUCUGUAUAUGACUCUACCGGGCUUGAUAAUGAAAUCAACAUAACUCGGUGUAUUUCUGGUAGAGAAGUUUAUACCGCGCAAUAUUCAUUUUCUUCCAAUUGGAAUAAAAUCAUUACCAGACUGCUAAGAGUCUGUGGUACAUAUGCACUGCAAAAAAUUUGGUGUAAAUUUUAACACCAACGGUGUAGAUUGCGGCUACACCGGGCAUGGUGUAAAUGGUUGUCGCCGGGUGGUAUAAGAUGUUGUAACCAACCGGUGACAAUAACUUACCAAACGGUGAAAACUUAUCACCGCAUGGUGUAAACUUUCUACCAGCCAGUGACAAUUUGUCACCUGAAGGUGUAGCCGCAUAUUUACACCGCACUUUGUUAGUAUUUUUUGCAGUGUGUGAUUUUGGUAGCUCAGUCAUCUAUCCCAGUUUCCAAGUUUUAUGAAUGCUUGGUCCAUCUUCCUCUAUUUAUUUGUAUCAAACUAGAAAUAUUUUUGUUGUUAGAUUAUAAAAAACAGUUUAACAUACUUUUAUUAACAAGUAUUCAAGACAAAAAAAUUUCCACAUCUGAUUCAUAAAUUCAUCCAUUUUCAUACAGUGCAUAGACAUGUAUCUGAUGCCACACCAAAUUUUAUUUUUUCGAAAUUAUAAAACGUAUGUUUGUUUAUUAAGAUAAGAAUUCUAUAAAAUGUGCAAAACUUAUAAUAAAUUUGUUCAAUUUUCCUCAUCUAGUCGUUAUCGGUUGGCGUUUUUCAAUAUUUUAGUUUCCAUUUGAAAAUCCCCUACUUAAUAUUAGUUAGUAAUCAAAUAUAAUUGCAUUUAAAAGUUGUACAGAAAAUAUUUCUACCCUAAGCAUAAUGAUUCUGUAUCCCAUACCAUACCUGAGUGCAUUUACAUACAUAUUUGGAAAAUAAAUUCAUGCCUUUUAACCAAGUCGACACUCCUGUGCAGGAAAUAACUCUUAUGUAUUUGUCACCACCAAUCUGUAUUUCAACACAAAGAUUGUAUCGUGUUGGAAUGGAUGGGAUUGUGAGUGGCAUUUUACAUGUACAUAUAAAUAUGUGGGUAUAUACAUACCACAGAAUUAUAUAUAUAUACUAUAUAUUAUACUAGAAUGUGGAGUACAGAGUGGAUAUAAGUGCAUAGGAUGGACGCCACUCUAGCAAGGUUUGUGAACUAACGUGACGGGCAUCCAUUUUACGUCCAAAAAAAAACAUUUGACAAAAAUCCCCACAUUACCGUAAAAUACAAGUACGCACAAUUUAAAGCCGACUGACUGUUAUGACCUUCCCUAUGAUGACCCCCCUGGGUCAAAUCGAGGUCAA
Folsomia candida is the source of this 3254-nucleotide messenger RNA. RefSeq lists its product as uncharacterized. Bases 1065 to 1838 code for a protein of 257 amino acids. The transcript is spliced from 3 exons. The record is from RefSeq and is a predicted model, not a curated record. Lineage: Eukaryota; Metazoa; Arthropoda; Collembola; Entomobryomorpha; Isotomidae.